GAAACAGCAAGAGAAAGACUUGCGCAGCAGGAGCUCAUGCUUCUCUGUACACAGCCGGUACGGGCGAGUAUGGUGACCCGUAUGCACAACUCUCCACGAAUGGCGAGGCUUUGACAUUUGGUGGAAAUUUUGAGAUACAUCAGGAAAGCAGCACACGAGCAGUCCAACACCCUCAUACGAGGCAUCUGACAUGAUCCUGCUCCUGAGAUCGGCAAGGAACACCUGUCAGGCCUCGAAGCUUCCCUUAUUCGCACGGGCUCCAGCCAGGAUAGCGACUUCCAGAUUUUCCACUAAACCGGAGUCAUCACUACUCUCAAAAAUGGCCAACGACCAUAUUUUAACGCUAUCAUGCCCGGACAAACCUGGGAUCGUCCACGCCGUGACCGGCAUAUUCGCAAAGUACAGUCUCAACAUUCUUGACCUGCAACAAUUCAGUGACCGAGACUCCGAGAAAUUCUUCAUGAGAGUCCAUUUCGGCCCAACCGAAGACACAGCAUUCCUACAACCCUCCUUUACCUCUCUGGCCAACGAUAUCAAGAUGGACUACGAUUUAAGACCGGUCGCACAAAAGCCCAAAGUGCUAAUCAUGGUCUCCAAGAUCGGACAUUGCCUGAACGACCUGCUCUUCCGUCAAAAGACAGGCCAACUCGCCAUCGACAUCCCAGUCAUCGUCUCCAACCAUCCAGACUUCGAGCCCCUUGCCAAAAGCUACAACAUCGAUUUCCACCACCUGCCCGUUAACAAGGACACCAAGGCCGACCAAGAGAACAAGAUCCUCGAGCUAAUCAAGCAGAAUGACAUCGAGCUGGUAGUCCUGGCGCGGUACAUGCAAGUGCUGUCGCCGAAGCUGUGCGCAGCCAUGUCCGGCAAAAUCAUCAACAUCCACCACAGUUUCCUGCCGUCGUUCAAGGGCGCGAAACCCUAUCACCAAGCCUAUGAGCGCGGCGUCAAGAUCAUCGGGGCGACCGCACAUUUCGUCACGGCCGACCUUGAUGAAGGCCCCAUCAUCGAACAACGCGUGGCUCGCGUCGAUCACGCCAUGACGCCCAAAGAGCUUGUCGACGAAGGCAGCAAUGUCGAAAGUCAAGUCCUCGCCUCGGCCGUCAAAUGGUGGUCCGAGCAGAGGGUGUUCCUGAAUGGCCACAAGACCGUUGUCUUCAAUUGAUCUUUGUUAUGUGCCAUAUGAAAUCCUUCGAUGAGAAUGUAGAUAUACAUGUUGGGUAUGAGAUGGAUCUAGACCACAG
Messenger RNA from Exophiala viscosa, 1244 nucleotides. RefSeq names its product formyltetrahydrofolate deformylase. The transcript has a single exon. The coding region runs from base 191 to 1165 and encodes 324 amino acids. Lineage: Eukaryota; Fungi; Ascomycota; Eurotiomycetes; Chaetothyriales; Herpotrichiellaceae. Gene Ontology annotation, molecular function: formyltetrahydrofolate deformylase activity. Gene Ontology annotation, biological process: 'de novo' IMP biosynthetic process. The record is from RefSeq and is a predicted model, not a curated record.